AUGGCCGCACCAGCUUACUCGAAAGUCCCGACCGAGGAGCCAAUGUCUCCCGCCCGUAUUCCCACACCGGAUUCUCCAGUCUAUGUCGAGUCUCCAAGGCCUUCUGCGCCGGUACCCCCUUCUACCGUCCCAGUCCUCCCUCCAAGUUAUCCAACCGUUCACCGACCACCACCAACAGCCUCCAUCUGUACUACUAACGAAGGCGACGGUGACGAUGAUGAUGAUGUGAAGACCAUCAAUAUCAACAUCACGAUUAAAAUCCCCAAAGGCCUCAACUUCCCAUGUUUCCGUCGAAGCCGCUGCCCACGGAAAGAUCCAGCCUUUGCAGCUCGUGGUGGGUAUGAGAUUCCACGUGAGGAAAAGAGGAGGCGAUUCCUCGCUAUCAUGAUGGUUUUUGCCUACUUCACUUUCCUUCUCUGUGGCGCUAUCGCUUGGGGAAUUUAUGAUCACAUGAACGUCUACAGUUACUCCCAUGUACCACUCGCACUUACCACUUUCACGGCUCCCAUCGAUUUCUUCAUCGUCGCUGCUACAAUUCUCCUCGUUCGACGAUUUAAUGAACAGAAGAGACCCGGCUUCAGAUUCGCAAUUCUGGCAGUAAUUAACAUUGCAAUGUUCAUCCUCCAUGUUACUAUUAUCAUUAUUGCUGCUGGGCCUUGGACCCAUGUCUAUGGAUACGGCUGGUAUUAUGCCGGAAAGCUCAAGGCUAUUGUUGGACUUACCCUCUACAGUGUUAGUGGUAUGACUGCAGUCAAGCUUCUCUUGGCAAUCUGGGUCUUCAAGCGACUGGCAAAGAAAGAUGGUUCUAUGAAGAGGCGUCUUAGGGCGUUUCGAGAAGAGAUCAGGCAAUGCAUUGAUGGUGAAGAACCAGUUCAGCAUGAGGAGGGUGACGCAAGGAGGUCUCAAGAGGGAGCCGUCUUCUUGGCCUAA
Orbilia oligospora ATCC 24927 is the source of this 930-nucleotide messenger RNA. RefSeq lists its product as uncharacterized. NCBI's taxonomy places the organism in Eukaryota, Fungi, Ascomycota, Orbiliomycetes, Orbiliales, Orbiliaceae. The coding region runs from base 1 to 930 and encodes 309 amino acids. The transcript has 3 exons. The record is from RefSeq and is a predicted model, not a curated record.